Messenger RNA from Astyanax mexicanus (Mexican tetra), 1345 nucleotides. RefSeq lists its product as uncharacterized. The record is from RefSeq and is a predicted model, not a curated record. The transcript has 5 exons. The coding region runs from base 230 to 895 and encodes 221 amino acids. NCBI's taxonomy places the organism in Eukaryota, Metazoa, Chordata, Actinopteri, Characiformes, Acestrorhamphidae.
GUGUCCUGCGGCUGGCGUCCGAUCUCGCACGACCGGCUGUUCUCGUCCACAAAUACUCCUCCACCGCCACUGCUGCCUUCCUUGAUUACGAUUUCAGAAGAAAAAACACAGAGAGGAAGUGUGUAAAGCCUGCUUUUGGAGAGGUGUGAAAGCCCCUCACAAGCCCGCUUACAUAGCCCCUCUUCUUUUAUCUGUGUGCACGUUCUAUGCAGAAGAUAAUAGUAGCAAGAUGAAGAGCAGGACUGUGUGGAGUGCAGCUCGAAACAUGGCACCUCAGAGUUUCCUCCUGGCUGUAAUCCAUCUAUCAGCAUACGUCUAUGGUAAUGUCAGCGUGGAGCAAUGGCCGCCCACAGCACAGCACUCAACAGGAGAAAACACCACCCUGUUCUGCAGGAUCCGCGCAGACAGAGAAACAAACAUUACCAAAUGCCGCAUAGAUUGGUACAGGCAGAGCGAGGAUGGCAGGCUUCCAGAGAUCAGACAGCUCUUACAGUUCAGAGGAAGGUUCCAGGAGCAUGUGAAUGACAGCCAGUGGAGCAGCAACCUCUCACUGACUGCACUUGAGCUGAAUGACACCGGCAGGUUCUUCUGCAACUACUUCUGCCUGAUUAACAGAACAUUACCGGCACGUCAGUAUGGUGGAACAGGCACAAAUCUCAGUGUCUAUGAAGAGAAAAGGGCUCCUAGGAUAACAGAUGCUGUUAUUUCUACUACUACUAUUACUGCUGGUACAUUUGAUGAGGAAACCACAAAUGAUGUCCUUUUCACAAUCCUUCUUUUUCUUCCUUUAUCAUUAAAGCUGGUUGUAUCUGUGUUUUUAUGCACUUACACAUUGUUUUCAUUCUACGUCCGCUGUUAUUGCUUGUUCUCAUUUACUCAUUUAAUAAGAAUCUAAAGUCCUUUUUUGCUGAAUCUGUCUCCUGAUUAAUUUCACACCUGUGGUUGUUGUGUUCUGUACAGCAGUUCUAUUACUUUCCGUUAGCAUCAGAUGACUUAUUUCUUCCAUCUGUUAAAUGUUAAGCACCCACAGGCUCAUGGGCACUUAUCUGCACCCACAGACUGUAUCGUUCCACCUAGUGAAACCUUUUUGUAAUCACUUCUGAUGAUCUAAGAGACAGACAGUGUUGGCUUGAAGUGGGUGGGCUACAAAGGUGCAGUAUGAAAGCAGGCUUAACUACAGGCCAUCUGAACCAUCAGAAGCUGCUUAUUACAUUUCAUAAAUACCUAAAGUCAGGCUCAAGAUGAUGUAUUGCUAUUUUAUUAUUGUUUAGUACAUACUGUAUAUAUUGUACACAAUAUUGAAUGACUUUAACUGAGAAACAAUAAUAAAAACAAUUUUAAAAUG